Messenger RNA from Drosophila novamexicana, 3704 nucleotides. RefSeq names its product neprilysin-4 (gene Nep4). Gene Ontology annotation, cellular component: plasma membrane. The record is from RefSeq and is a predicted model, not a curated record. Gene Ontology annotation, biological process: protein processing. The transcript has 5 exons. Gene Ontology annotation, molecular function: metalloendopeptidase activity. Lineage: Eukaryota; Metazoa; Arthropoda; Insecta; Diptera; Drosophilidae. The coding region runs from base 471 to 3488 and encodes 1005 amino acids.
GAUAACAGUUAAGAAACUCUGUUGAUAUGCUCACAGCUGAGUUCCCAUCUGAUUUUCACUGUGAGUGCGCCCACAAAGCAGAUGCGCCCGCUGCUUUUCACAUUUCAAUUAGCGGUAAUCUCGCGGCAAUUAAAAUUAGCAACAGCAAAGUGCUGGGCAUAUUGCCAGUAGCUUUACCAUUAUCCCGGCAACAGCAUUCACAUCAAAACGCAACAACAUUUCGCCUUCAACGCGCAUCGCUCCCAACACGGCAAAACAUUGGCGACUUCAGUUCCAAGGCGAUAACAGGCAGAUGCAGCAGCAGCAGCAGCAGCGGCAGCAACAACAACAACAACAACAACAACAACAGAAGCGUCGCUCAAAACACAAAUUCCCUUUCCAAACUCAAGCUUUGAGUCAAUUUUCAAAGUGCCCGUGGCGAACGCAGUCAUAAGCAACCCAGGAAAUAACUGGAUAGGCUGCUUAAGCAAAUGUGUCGAAGUGUACCAAAGUUUGAAUUGGUGAUGCUGCCAUUGACAUUGGUGCUGCUGCUGCUACUGCGGCUGGAUGGAAUGCUGCAGGCUCUUCAACUAAACGAACAGCGCAUGCGCGAGCAACGCAGAGCGGCAGACUCAAUGCCCGGCUAUCUGAAUGACUACGAGUCACUGCUGCCGGAAGGCGACAGCUACAAUGAGCUAAUCAAUGAUGAGUUUCUGUUGCCGCAGGCAAAACGCGCCCGGCUGGAGACACUGGCGGAACGAGCUAGACGCUGUCUGCCUUAUCGCUAUGCGAAUGGUGAGACUUUGGAGCUGGAGGAUCGCAGCAUUCUAAUGAAGGAUGCGCGCACCUCCUUUCUGCCACAUGGCUCUGGACUCGGCUCCAUGCCACGCGAGUGCUUCGGUAAUGAACUGUUUGUGCCCACCGCAACCGAAACGGAUACGGUGGUUGACGACGAUGCGGGCUCUGAGUUUGACACAAGUCACAAAAAGGGUAUGCCCAAGCGCUAUCCAGAAACGGUGCAGUACUGGUCGAGGCGGCAGACAGCGCGUGAACGCCGCGAGGCACAGCAGCAGCGAAUGAAUAAUAUGGAAUCUGAGUUACUCGACAGCCCGCUGCAAUCUUUCUGGCAUGAGCAGGGCACACGGGAGGAUAUACGGCAGGCACAGGCCAAAACCAUGCAGCGUUACAUGAACACCCAUGUGGAUCCCUGCGUGGAUUUCUACAAGUUCGCCUGUGGUAACUGGGAAAAAUUGCAUCCCAUACCCAAGGACAAGGCGGGCUUUGACACCUUCGAAAUGCUGCGUGAGAGUCUGGAUCUGGUGCUGCGAAAUCUGCUCGAAAAGAAUAUGCAGCAGCCCAGUCCAGAGACGCGUGUGCGCCAAAAUGUAUUCAAACUGAACGAACAGGAGCCUGAAACAGAUCAAGCGUCCGAACUGAAAGCCGAGCGGCUGCGCCGGCACAUUGUGCACCGGCGGCAUUUACUUAACCGGGUGCUGGUGCGGUAUAAACGCUUCAGCAAUGGCACCAAACGCAAACGGCUGAUUGAACCGACGCGUGAAAAGUCGAAAGAAGAGGAAGCGGCGGCUACAGCGCGAAACAACAAGGAUAAGGACCAUGACAAAGACAAGGACAGAGUCAAAGAGGAAUCAAUGCAUCAGCCACCCGGCCCUGGAAGCCCCAAUGAGUUUUUGAAGCCCAAGCACGAUGCUCAGGUCAAGGCCAAGAAUCUCUACAAAUCCUGCGUGAACAGCGAGCUGCUUAGCCGCCGCGGCCUAGAGCCGCUGCACACGCUAAUCCGCCAGCUGGGCGGCUGGCCAGUGCUCGACUCAGAUUGGCGCAGCACCCAUUUCAACUGGCAGCAGCUGGCCGCCACACUUCGUCGUUACAACAAUGACAUACUCAUCGUGCAGUGGGUGGGCGCCGAUAUCAAGAACUCCGAGGAGAAUAUCAUACAGUUUGAUCAAACCGGCCUGGGGCUGCCCACUCGCGAAUACUUCCUGCAGCAGAACAAUGCCAAAUAUCUUAAUGCCUAUCAGCGCUACAUGGCCGAGGUAAUGAACAAACUGGGCGCCAGCAAAUCGGAUGCAUCACACACCGCCACCGAGCUGAUUGCCUUUGAGACGCGCCUUGCGGCGAUUACAGCGCCAGCAGAGCAGAGACUCAAUGUGACCAAGCUCUACAAGCGGAUGUCGCUGCAACAGCUAAAAGCUUUGGUGCCACAGAUUGGCUGGACUGCGUAUCUGAGUACGCUGCAGGGACGCAAUGUCAACGAAACGGAGCAGGUUGUCAUCUAUGCGGUGGAGUACAUGAAGCAGCUUGUGGCACUGCUGGCCGUUACAGAGCCACGCACCGUCGCCAACUACAUGAUGUGGAGGUUUGUGCGGCACCGCAUCAACAAUGUGGACGAUCGCUUUGACGAUAUUAAGCAGAAUUUCUAUCAUGCGCUAUUCGGCCGCGAGGAGAGUCCACAGCGCUGGAAGGUCUGCAUAGCGCAGGUGAACACCAAUAUGGGCAUGGCCGUCGGCUCCAUGUUUGUGAGUCGCUAUUUCGACGACAACAGCAAGCGGGAUACACUGCGCAUGACCCAUGAGCUGCAGCAGGCAUUUCGCGAUAUACUUAAGACCACUGACUGGCUGGAUCAGACCACCAAGCUUCUGGCCGAGGAGAAGGUGAAUGCCAUGUCCCUUAAGAUUGGCUAUCCGGAUUUUAUACUAAAUGCCGAAGAGCUAAACGAAAAGUAUGCGGGCAUCGAUAUACAUCCGGACAAGUACUUUGAGAACACGCUCAAUGUGCUGCUGCACACGGCCAAGAUGGAGCAGGCCAAGCUGCACGAGCGUGUAAACAAAACCAACUGGCAGACGGCACCGGCGAUUGUGAAUGCCUAUUACAGCCGCAACAAGAAUCAGAUCAUGUUUCCCGCUGGCAUACUACAGCCACCGUUCUAUCAUCGCCAUUUUCCCAAGUCGCUGAACUUUGGCGGCAUCGGUGUGGUCAUUGGUCAUGAGCUAACCCACGGCUUUGACGAUAAGGGUCGGCUCUUUGAUAGCAAUGGCAACAUACACAAAUGGUGGACGGACGCGUCUAUUCGCGGCUUUGACGACCGCGCCCGCUGCAUCAUUUCACAGUACGGCAAUUACACGGUCGAGGAGGUGGGCAUAUCGCUCAACGGCGAGAGCACGCAAGGUGAGAAUAUUGCGGACAAUGGCGGACUGCGACAGGCUUUUCACGCCUACAUGCGUUGGAUAAACGAGAACCCGCACGAGGCCAAAGAUGAGAUGCUGCCGGGCCUAAAUAUGACCGGACCGCAGCUAUUCUUUUUGAAUUUCGGCCAGGUAUGGUGCGGUGCCAUGCGGCCGGAAGCGAUACGGAACAAGCUGAAUACAGCUAUACACAGUCCCGGACGGUAUCGAGUCAUCGGCACACUCUCCAACUCGUACGACUUUGCGCGCGAGUUCAACUGUGCGGCGGGCACGCCCAUGAAUCCCCACAAAAAGUGCAGCGUCUGGUAGUCGCUAUCUAUUGUUACCUAUAGCCUAAGAGUAUUACAGACGAUCUAUUCCUAAACAUACCAAUUCAAGCCGUUGGAUCUUUCGCUAACUUUUACAAAGUUAUUGCUGGCCUUUUUACCAAAGUAUUUCAAGCUCGUCUUGCCGGUGAACGUGAAUUGCCAGGAUAUAUUCGCAAGUGUAUUUAUAGCAAUAUAAAAAACUAACUGUGCCAAAAAU